Asterias rubens (European starfish) is the source of this 3599-nucleotide messenger RNA. RefSeq names its product sphingomyelin phosphodiesterase 4-like. The coding region runs from base 38 to 2554 and encodes 838 amino acids. The record is from RefSeq and is a predicted model, not a curated record. The transcript has 17 exons. NCBI's taxonomy places the organism in Eukaryota, Metazoa, Echinodermata, Asteroidea, Forcipulatida, Asteriidae. Gene Ontology annotation, molecular function: sphingomyelin phosphodiesterase D activity. Gene Ontology annotation, biological process: sphingomyelin catabolic process; glycerophospholipid catabolic process; ceramide biosynthetic process.
CAACUGGUUGACCUCUUGACCUCCAGGAGAAAGCAAGAUGGCGGCGUCCUUGUUCGGAGCUACUUUGGGCAUUUCUCCCGGAUCAAUGUCGAUUACUUUGUCAUCUAGAUCGAGUGGAAUAUUAGACACAUUUAAUAAACCACUGAGACAGAGAUGUGAAGAGAUUGCAGACUUUAUUCAUAAACUAUCAAGCAAGGAGCUGCAUGUUGUAUAUCAACCACUUCUAGAAAACAUCUUUGGAUAUAACCAGAAUUUCGGAUGGGGGCUACAGACUGUCAGUCAGCAAUCUUCUCGAGAGGAUUUUCAUAUCAUAAAAGAGUUUUUAGCUCCAAGAGGUCCUCUUAUGACCAUGGUAUAUAAACUGCAAGUAGAUGGCAUAUUCAGAUAUGAGUUUCCUGUGUCAUGUUUACCGGCUCCAACUAGAGACGCCUUACUGGAUGGAGCUAUGCCUGGUUUCUAUUUGAAUAAGCUGAGUUACCAGACCCAGGGUAGACCCCCUGUCUCAGUCCUCCUCAAUGCCUUUGAAUAUUUCAUGUAUAGUUUUGCAUAUCUUAUAAUUUUUCGACAUAAGCAACAGAGUCAACAACAGUGGGUAGAAUCAGAAGAUUGGCUGUAUCCCCGUCUUCUCAGUGACUACUUGCAUUACUUCUUGCCAAUUGAUGGCACCAGUCUACCCUUGACUCCCUUCACUUCAAGCACUCAGGUAUCCAGCCACCAGGGUCACUCACCAUCUUACAGGGUUCCUCAAUACGGCGUACUCUAUCAAUAUUUGUACUCCAGUGAGUUACAGCACAACCAACUAUUCCGUAGUGAGGUCACUGGUAGUAAACAUCGUCAACCUUUACUCAAUCUCAACCAAUCAUCACAGAUGGAGUCAGGUAGUAGAGAAACAUGGCGUAGUGAGAUACUUCUACAAGCAUUGGGAGAGCUCUGGUUAAAUCAGAAUAUGCUACAAUCAAAACAAGGAUUCAGGCAACACGUUAGGGAGAACUACAUUCCUAGCUCAGAUCAUGUGAGGGUGGUUCGAAUCCUGGUGAAGCAUCUACAUUUCUUUGUGAAUUCAGCGCGGCCACCAUUAUCACUAUCUGCAUACCAACAUCCUGAACAAGACCAACUGGAAGAAUUCAAGAGAUAUGUGAUUCCACAGUUCAUCAAGAAAAAAUUGUACGUAUUUCUACGACAUGGAUUUGACAACUGGCCUCUGGAUUCAACCUUUAGACAGAUGUUGGAGGUUUGGUUGAGCUAUAUCCAGCCAUGGCGCUAUGUAGAUCAAUCUGGAGAAACAGAAAGAUCUCCAAGAGGUCCAAUGAGAGAAACUCAGAAGGACAAACCAAUACAAGAAGAAAGAUGGUUAAAGUUCAUCUCAAGCAAUCUCAUGUUCUACACGGUGCUAUUCCAGGAAUUUUUGCCCAGGGCAUUCCGUCAAGACUUGACUAGCCCUAAAAAUGCCAUUGUAUUAUUCCGUGUUGCUAAGGUUCUUGCACAGAGCAAUCUUGCUAUGGUUCUCCAAGAAGCCGAGAGAAGUCUUUAUGAGGAUUAUGGUUCACCACAUCAUGGCCACUCUGCUUCAUAUGGAAGUAGUUUCCUGACCCCUAAGCCUAAUCCAUCUGUACCUGACUUGGGCUCCCAAGUAGCUGAGCUUGAGACCCCUGGAUUCAUGUAUACACUACUGUACAGCAAUGAUGUCAAAGCUCUGAUUGAGAGAUUGUUACAGAAUGUUCACCAAGCUCAGAUCACAGUAUCCAACUUAAGUUACACACCGGUCACCAAUGAUGGAGAGGGCUUCUUGUCUUGGUUUUCACAAAGUACCUUCAGUGACCCUAGAAGUCAAAGGUUACAGGGUCAUCUUCAGCUGCAGGAUGAUAUUGGUCCAGUAGACACCAACAAGUUGUGUAGAUACUUGGAAUAUACAAAGGAUUAUCUCUCCAAAGUGUUUCAGGUAAAUGCACCGUCACUACUUGAAGAGUCAAUAAAUGGUGGAUCCAAUGGGAGUACAGCCAUUAACGAGAAUGGCCAACCACCACAUUGUGUCAAUGGACAGUUGAGUCCAAAGGGUCGCUUCCAGAUGAUGAAUAAACUACGCAAGUUUGAGAUCGCGUACCGAGGUGACCCUGAGCUUCAGCCAAUCAGAAGCUUUGAAAAUGCGUACCUUGUUCGCAAGCUGUAUGCACUCUCGUCAAACUUUAACACUACGUUUGGUGAUAAAGUCUCUGAGGUGUAUCGUCGAGCAGAUUUCAGUGGAGCUUUAGCUAAGCAGAUCUUCACUGCACCUCCAUCAAUCCCAACCCAUAGACAGACGGCCAUUCCAACGCCCCCAUACCGUGCCUCCCCUCAACAACAAACAUGCAAUCCAAGAUUGAGUCUUCGUUUUCUAGCUAAUUACUACACUCUAGCUAAGCUGGUACUGCUCUCGCUGAUUCUUUGGUUAUUUAUUGGCUUUGGACCUACUGGAAUAUUACUCACGCUAGUGUUCUUGACUGUGCUCUACAUCUUUUUCAGCGGGGUGGUGUACACAGUUAGACAACAUUCACACACACAUGAGCAUAUUGAAUAAUAUACAAGCACAUGGUGCAGCCAACAUGGAUUCAGUUCGGCUAUAAACCAUUAUAGACUUGACUCAUUGUUGUACCUAUAAUGACUACCAAGGAGAACCCAGUCAAAUGUCGGAUGGAUAAAGUGUGUAUUUACACCAAUGAAGGACUUGGUAAACUCUAGUUUGGAAUCAGUACUCUACUGGGUACAAUGUAUGUUUCACAAUUGUCAUCAUGGAGGACUUUGACAAAUUGAAUUAGUUGGCUAAACCUAUAAGUACAUUGUAAAUUGACUUGUGGAAGACUUGGUCAACUUUAAUCAUAAAUUGCAGGGUUGAAACAAUACAUCAGUAAAUGUUCACAUCUAAACAGGGUUGAAAUAAUAAGUUGCAAUAUUUUGCACUGCGUUUAAUUUCAACACUGCAUGGUAAAAAGGGAAGUUGAAAGUUAUACUGGUAAAUAAAUACUUGUCUAAACAUAAAAUCACACUAUGUGUCUUGGCAAUGAGGUUUUGAUUAAAAUACACUAGGAAAAGUUGUAUCAAAAAGAGUCAAGAUCUUUGUAUACAAAGUGCUGUCUUGUAACCAUUUCAGUAAAAAAUUUCAUCUUGUUAUGAGGUGUUCCAGAAAAUGCAACGAUGUACACACAAACCGAGGUAUACACAUGCAAGUCACUCAAUACUGACACGCAAACUAAGAAUGAAAAUUGUUACAACACUUUUAACAAUAAACAAGUUUUGUUCUCAGUGUAUUGAAAGUUUUGAUGUUAAUCAAUCCAUGAAGUCUAGGCUAUCUGAGGAUUAAAGUACAACUUUUUGUUUAACAUGUACAUCCAUGAAGAUCAUAUCUCAAAAGUAUGCCAUCUCAAUGUUGCAACUGUCCAUUACAGUUCAAAAUUAUACAUAAAGAUAUUGGAACACACUUCUAAUGUGAUAAGUCAAUUGAAACACUAUUUUCAAACAAGUAUUACCCUGUCUCUCAGUUGUUUAAUGAUUUUUUUCAAACUUUUAUCUGUGGCAUCCAUCAAGUUAGCCGUCAUAUAAACCACAAAGUAUAUGUCAUGUAACGA